This is a messenger RNA of Drosophila erecta, 2428 nucleotides long. It is a transcript of the gene DIP-theta, whose product is annotated as cell adhesion molecule 2. Lineage: Eukaryota; Metazoa; Arthropoda; Insecta; Diptera; Drosophilidae. The coding region runs from base 509 to 2329 and encodes 606 amino acids. Gene Ontology annotation, cellular component: neuron projection. The transcript has 14 exons. The record is from RefSeq and is a predicted model, not a curated record.
GUAUGGUUUUAGUGCGCAACGCUGACGGUCGCGCCAGUUCGCAGCUCUUAACACGUUGGUGCCGAAAGUGCCGAAAGUCGACGCGCUCGCGUUUCGUCCCUCGCUUGAAUUCAAUUCCGUGAGACACAGUGCUUGCGAUUUCAUCGGAGGACAAUAGCUCAGCACUCUCUGCCCAUCUCGGUUUGCCUAACAUAUAAUCCUGCAUAUUUUAUGAGGAGAAUAUCCAUGGACACCAGCCGAGUUUAAGGGACUGAGUGGUGGCAUACAUCCGGAGGGAUUCGAGCGUUGCAACAAGGUCUGCAGUAAUGCAUUGGAAAUGCUCUCCAGUUUCUCGGCCCAGAGCUGAGCAACACGGUGGCCAUAAAUAUUUGACAAUCGCGGAGAAUCGAAAGUGAAGCAACUAUUCUUGCGCCAGCUGCCAAGAGCCGCCGCAAUCAGGAGGCAAACAAUUGUGAGAAGGACGAAAAGGACUAGCAAGCGAAACGAGACGGGCGCUAGCAAAUAAAAAAUGAAAAUUAAAAUAUUUCCGCUGACAGCGGAUGCAGCGACAAUUGCCGCGGGUCGCCGGAACAGACGGGCGGCGGGGAAGCUGCAGCGGAAGCGAGAAAUGCCGGAAGUAUCCUCCCGGCUAAUUGUUGCCACUGCCACCGCCGCCGUCGCCGUCGCCUCGAUUAUCUGCCUCUCAUUCUCGCUGCCCGGCUGUGGCGCCCAGGAGAGCGACGACGAGGGGGAGCUGCACCACCUGGACCAGCUGCACCACCAGCACCAGGACUUCAUCAUCGGCGAGUCCGAGGAGCACGAUCACAUCGCCCACCAUCUGGCGGAAAUGCAAAAUAAGGAUGAGCUACUGGAGGACAUACGCGAGGAUUCGGUCGUCAAUGCGAUUCCCGAGAAAGAUCUUCCCAAGUUCGGAGAACUCCUGCAGAACGUGACGGUGCCCGUCAGUCGGGAGGCGGUACUCCAGUGCGUGGUCGACAAUUUGCAGACCUAUAAGAUUGCGUGGCUACGUGUCGAUACACAGACCAUUUUAACGAUACAAAAUCACGUCAUAACCAAAAAUCAUCGCAUGAGCAUAACUCACGCCGAGAAACGUGCCUGGAUUUUGCGUAUACGUGAUGUGAAGGAGUCCGAUAAAGGCUGGUACAUGUGCCAAAUAAACACGGAUCCCAUGAAGAGCCAAGUCGGCUAUCUGGACGUUGUCGUGCCCCCCGACAUACUGGACUAUCCGACCAGCACCGAUAUGGUAAUACGUGAGGGCUCCAACGUAACCCUCAAGUGCGCCGCCACGGGAUCGCCAACUCCGACGAUAACCUGGCGACGCGAAGGUGGCGAACUGAUACCGCUGCCAAAUGGCGCCGAGGCCGUCGCCUACAACGGAUCCUUCCUGACCAUCGCCAAAGUGAACCGCCUGAACAUGGGCGCCUAUCUCUGCAUCGCCUCCAAUGGCAUCCCGCCAACAGUCAGCAAGCGCGUGAUGCUCAUUGUGCACUUUCCGCCCAUGAUUUGGAUACAAAAUCAAUUAGUCGGCGCUGCCCUUACCCAGAACAUCACCCUGGAAUGCCAGUCGGAGGCGUAUCCCAAGUCCAUCAACUAUUGGAUGAAGAACGACACGAUUAUUGUGCCAGGCGAGCGCUUUGUGCCGGAAACCUUUGAAUCGGGCUACAAAAUAACCAUGCGCCUGACCAUUUACGAGGUGGACAUCCAGGACUUCGGUGCGUAUCGAUGUGUGGCCAAGAACUCCCUGGGCGACACCGACGGGUCCAUCAAACUGUACCAUAUUCCCCAGACCACCACGAUGACGACAAUGGCUCCGACGGCAGCGAUCAACACGGUGCCCGUGGUGCUCGUCAAGUACAACAAAGAGCAACGGUACGGCAGCAGCCAGAACAGCAACAGCAAUCCGUACAACUUCAAUCCCGGCAACAGUCAGCAGAACUCCAAGCUGCAGCGCGGCAAGUCCAACAGCAAGGGCUCGGAUCAGUCCUCGUCCGGGCUGAACAACGUCUACGUGGGGGCCACGUCCAGCCUGUGGAACUCGCAGGAUCACCACUCCUCCACCUCCGCCGCGUCCUCGAGGGGAAGGGAUCACCACCAGCAGCAGCAGCACCACCAGCAGCAGCAGCAAAACCACGGAUCCGAUCACAGCGCCUCCUACCGCUCCGAAGGCAAGAGCCCGCACCUCACCAAGCACGACGCCAAGUCCUUGACCGAUGACCUGGAUCGCAUGCAGGAUCUGAAGGGCUGGGCCAGCCGGAUGGCACCCGUUGCGCCGAUCCUUGGACUUGCGCUGAUCCUGGGAGUCGGCUAUCUGGGGCCGUGGCCGGGCUAAAAGUGUACAAAGGGCAUAAGGAUAUCCGGUGUUAGUCUAGCUAAGAUAAACUACUUUGUAAGCAAUAACCUUAUAAAUCGUGUUGGUCGUGGAACUAUU